UUCGAAAUGUACUGUACAGACAUCCUCAUGCACAAGAAUAACGUACACAUGCAAGGUGUAAAAUGAUGAUAGUUUAAAGACCCCUGGUUUGUACAAUAUGCAUGACUCCUGUAUUCUAUUUAACACGUGUUUGGAAAAUCUCUCCUUCAAAUAUCAGAUUCUGAUAUGUAAAUUAUGACAAUUCAAUUAAUAUGCAAAUUAGUGCACAACAGUUAGUGAAUUCAUCAGUGAAUUCAUGCACAGGUUUUCAUGCUUGUAGUAUUACAGAGAAACUGGAAAGUGUAAACUCCUCUGUCAUGAAGAUGUUGGAAAACUUAAAGUUAAAGCUUUACCUCUGAAAGUUACGAAGCGCUGACACUGGAGACUCCUUCCAUAAAUAAACCUCUCCUCAUGUAUCAUUUUGUCUAAAGAAAGUCAGUUUAACCAUUUAGUAGCUUCUAUUGUGAUUUUGUUACUUGGUGUAAUGUUAUUUUAUGAUUUUAUUUGCAUCUAGAAUCUUUACUGGAGAAUGAUGCCUUUUAAAACGACUUCUCUGCUUUGUCUGAUCUUUCUCCUCAUGAUCACGGGAGCUCUUGGGAAUGAAUGGAAAGUGACAUACAUCGAAACAAAACUCUGUGCUUUAAAAGGAUCUACAGUGUUUAUGAACGUUACGUACACACACCCAACACGUCUUACAGUGAAGAACAGGUUUUGGUUAAUAGACCCAGUUCAUGGUAAAGAGCUGACUGAUCUGCGUAAUGAUUCAGGUUACUCAGACAGAGUGGAGUAUUUAGGAGAUGAACAGAAACACUUCUCCCUCAGACUGAGUGACGUGAAGAAAUCAGAUGAACAGAAGUACUGGUUCAGAAUCAUAACAAAUGAAGAAAAAGAAAGAUGGCUGGGUCAUCCUGGAGUUAGACUCACUGUUACAGAUCUUCAGGUGAUCGCUCCUGCAGAAGUGACAGAGGGACAAUCAGUCGUUCUGACCUGUAAAACCACCUGCAGUCUGACUGAUCCAACAUUCAUCUGGUACAAAAACAGACGUGAUUUAACCACAAACACCCCCAAGAGCAAUGAACUCCACCUGCAGCUGGUCAGCAGUGAGGAUGCAGGCAGUUAUAGCUGUGCUGUAAGAGGAUAUGAACAUCUCCCCUCUCCUGAUCAAACCCUCAGAGUCAGAUAUCCUCCAAAGAACGUCUCAGUGUCCAUCAGCUCCUCUGGUGAAAUAGUGGAGGGCAGUUCAGUGACUCUGACCUGCAGCAGUGAUGCUAACCCACGUGUGAAGAUCUACACCUGGUUUAAGGGGACGACAUCAGUAGGAAAAGAAAAGACCUACACCAUCUCCAAGAUCAGCUCUGAGGACAGUGGAGAGUACAAGUGCAAGUGCAGUAAUGAAGUCGGACAUCAGGACUCCAUCAGUGUAACUCUGAAUGUUCUGUAUCCUCCAAAGAACGUCUCAGUGUCCAUCAGCUCCUCUGGUGAAAAAGUGGAGGGCAGUUCAGUGACUCUGACCUGCAGCAGUGAUGCUAACCCACCUGUGGAGAACUACACCUGGUUUAAGGAGAAUGAAUCGUCACCUGUAGGAUCUGGACAGAGUUACGGAGCUCUACAGAGUGGACAGUACUACUGCGAGGCUCAGAAUCAACACGGCUCUGAGAGAUCAGCUGCAGUGUCCGUCACUUUAAACAGUGGCUUUGUAAUUAUGUACGUGGCAAUUGGAGUUGGACUUUUUGGCCUUGUAGCUCUUCUCUCUGUACUCUUCUGGCUGAGAAGCAGGAGACAGAAGAAAAAGGCAGAUGAAGGUGACUCUCAGAACGUCGGGCCGAGCGCUAAAGACGACACAUUUCUCAUCCCAGUCCUCCUGCUGACACGCCCACUUCCUCUGACUAAAGAGCAGAACAUGAUGAAUGAAAUGAGAUUCGGUUAUAAACAUAACAUCCAACUUGUGAAAGAAGGAAAAGUCGAACCGAGGACCAGGAGACCAGCAGGAAGUGCGCAACAAUUCGGGAGCAAAGGAUUCUGCUUUAACACACUCAGAAUCUUUCCAGUAAUGAUGUCCUUCAAAAUGGCUUCUCCACUUCAUCUGGUCUUUCUGUUCAUGAUCUCAGGAGCUCUUGGGAAUGAAUGGAGUGUGACAUACAGCAAACUAAAUCUCUGUGCUUUAAAUGGAUCUACAGUGUUUAUGAACGUCACGUACACACACCCAACAUAUCUUACAGUGAAGAACAGGUUUUGGUUAAUAAACCCAGUUAAGGAUAUAGAACCAACUGAUCUGCGUAAUGAACCAGGUUACUCAGGCAGAGUGGAGUAUUUAGGAGAUGAACAGAAACACUUCUCCCUCAGACUGAGUGACGUGAAGAAAUCAGAUGAACACAGGUACUGCUUCAGAAUCAUAACAAAUGUAGACAGAGAAAGAUUCCUGAGUUAUCCUGGAGUUAGACUCACUGUUACAGAUCUUCAGGUGAUCGCUCCUGCAGAAGUGACAGAGGGACAAUCAGUCGUUCUGAUCUGUAACACCACCUGCAGUCUGACUGAUCCAACAUUCAUCUGGUACAAAAACAGACGUGAUUUAACCACAAACACCACCAAGAGCAAUGAACUCCACCUGCAGCCGGUCAGCAGUGAGGAUGCAGGCAGUUAUAGCUGUGCUGUAAGAGGAUAUGAACAUCUCCCCUCUCCUGCUCAAACCCUCAGAGUCAGAUAUCCUCCAAAGAACGUCUCAGUGUCCAUCAGCUCCUCUGGUGAAAUAGUGGAGGGCAGUUCAGUGACUCUGACCUGCAGCAGUGAUGCUAACCCACCUGUGAAGAACUACACCUGGUUUAAGGGGACGACAUCAGUUGGAAAAGAAAAGACCUACACCAUCUCCAAGAUCAGCUCUGAGGACAGUGGAGAGUACAAGUGCAAGUGCAGUAAUGAAGUCGGACAUCAGGACUCCAUAAGUGUAACUCUGAAUGUUCUGUAUCCUCCAAAGAACGUCUCAGUGUCCAUCAGCUCCUCUGGUGAAAUAGUGGAGGGCAGUUCAGUGACUCUGACCUGCAGCAGUGAUGCUAACCCACCUGUGGAGAACUACACCUGGUUUAAGGGGACGACAUCAGUAGGAAAAGGAAAUACCUACAACAUCUCCAAGAUCAGCUCUGAGGACAGUGGAGAGUACAAGUGCAAGUGCAGUAAUGAAGUCGGACAUCAGGACUCCAUCAGUGUAACUCUGAAUGUUCUGUAUCCUCCAAAGAACGUCUCAGUGUCCAUCAGCUCCUCUGGUGAAAUAGUGGAGGGCAGUUCAGUGACUCUGACUUGCAGCAGUGAUGCUAACCCACCUGUGGAGAAUUACACCUGGUUUAAGGGGACGACAUCAGUAGGAAAAGAAAAGACCUACACCAUCUCCAAGAUCAGAUCUGAGGACAGUGGAGAGUACAAGUGCAACUGCAGUAAUGAAGUCGGACAUCAGGACUCCAUCAGUGUAACUUUGAAUGUUCUGUAUCCUCCAAAGAACGUCUCAGUGUCCAUCAGCUCCUCUGGUGAAAUAGUGGAGGGCAGUUCAGUGACUCUGACCUGCAGCAGUGAUGCUAACCCACCUGUGGAGAACUACACCUGGUUUAGGGUGAAUGAAUCAUCACCUGUAGGAUCUGGACAGACUUACGGAGCACUACAGAGUGGACAGUACUACUGCGAGGCUCCGAAUCAACACGGCUCUGAGAGAUCAGCUGCAGUGUCCGUCACUUUAAACAGGUUUCAGAGCUUAGGUGUGUACGCAGGUGUUGGGGCUGUUGUGUUUGUGUGUGUUUGUCUCAUCAUCACCUUCCUGUUUAUCAGAAGCAGGAGACAGAAGAAAAAGGCAGAUGACGGUGACUCUCAGAACCUGCUCACGUUCUCCACUCCUCCUCUCCGCAGACCGUCGGGCCGAGCGCUAAAGACGACACGUACGCAGCUCUCGACCUCGCGGGCCGGACAUCUGAUGAUGUGUAUCACACACUUGCAAUUACUCAUCCCAGUCCUCCUGCUGACACGCCCACUUCCUAUGCCUACUGGACAGAACAUGAUGAAUGAAAUGAGUCCUGAAACAGCUGAUGAAUAGAGAGAGCUCCUCACUGAAGUGGAGAAACUGAAUCGCUCCUUUACACCAGCGACAUCAGCAUCUUACAGCCAUUUAAAGCAGCUUUAAUCAUUUUAUAGCAGUGUGUGAAGUACUUUUUCUACUGCCAGCAGGUUAGGACUGUUCCAGUCAGCUGUAGAGUUUUCACUCAUUAGUUAUCGCUUCUUUAUUGUGAAUAUUGUAACGGAAUAAAGGGAUUGAAGCUCAACUGAAGUCCAGAAUGUAAAUAUAUUUAGCAGAGAAUGUGUAUUUAGUGAGAAAUAAAACUAAUUAUGAUGUAUUAACUUUCUCAUAACUGUACGCUGUAGGUCAGUGAUAUAGAUUUAAGCAGCUAAUGUGUCAGUGCUGAUUGAUCUAAAGUAAUUACUGCUAUAAACUCAUUUAAAGUAGUGAAGUGAUGUUUUAUUUACUGUUGACGGUGUGAGUGGCCAUGCUGGUCUGAUGUCAUGUACUGAACUCAGGGUUGUUCAUAUACAUCCUUGUUUCAUUUUGUUUCACUCCAAAUAAACAGAUAAAACAUAUUAUUCCA
Molecule: messenger RNA, 4598 nt
Organism: Ictalurus furcatus (blue catfish)
Lineage: Eukaryota; Metazoa; Chordata; Actinopteri; Siluriformes; Ictaluridae
Product: titin
Exons: 23
Coding region: 509-4051 (1180 amino acids)
Source: RefSeq, a predicted model, not a curated record